Messenger RNA from Maudiozyma barnettii, 1209 nucleotides. Its product is annotated as alkene reductase. The transcript has a single exon. NCBI's taxonomy places the organism in Eukaryota, Fungi, Ascomycota, Saccharomycetes, Saccharomycetales, Saccharomycetaceae. Gene Ontology annotation, molecular function: NADPH dehydrogenase activity; FMN binding. The coding region runs from base 1 to 1209 and encodes 402 amino acids. The record is from RefSeq and is a predicted model, not a curated record.
AUGUCUUUCGUCAGCACUUACAAACCAGUUUCAUUUAAGGACACCAACAUGUUCAAGCCACUAAAAGUUGGUAACACUGAAGUUCUUCACAGAGCAUUCAUGCCUCCAUUAACCAGAAUGAGAGCUCAACACCCAGGUAAUGUCCCAACUACCGAAUGGGCCGCAAAGUAUUAUGACCAACGUUCUAAGAGACCAGGUUCCAUGUUGAUCACUGAGGGGACCUUUAUCUCACCACAAGCUGGUGGUUAUGACCAUGCUCCAGGUAUUUGGUCUGACGAACAAGUCGCCGGAUGGAAGAAGAUCUUUGCCAAGAUCCACGAAAACAAGUCCUUUGUCUGGGUACAAUUGUGGAACUUAGGUAGACAUGCUGGUAUCAGAGAGAUGGCUAGAGACGGUCUACGUUACGACUCUGCUUCUGAUGGUGUCUAUAUGGAUGAAGAAUCUGAAAAAUUAUCCCUUGAGGUUAAGAACCCACAACAUGGUUUAACCCAAGAUGAAAUUAAGCAAUACAUCAAGGAAUAUAUCCAUGCUGCUAAGAACUCUAUUGAGGCUGGUGCCGAUGGUGUCGAGAUCCAUGGUGCUCAUGGUUAUUUGCUAAACCAAUUCUUAGACCCAUUGUCUAAUAAGAGAACUGAUAAAUAUGGUGGAUGUAUCGAAAACAGAGCCAGAUUCACUUUGGAGGUUGUCGAUGCGUUGAUUGAUGCCAUUGGUGCCGAAAAGAUUGGUAUCAGAUUGUCUCCGUACCAUACUUAUGGUACUAUGUCUGGUUCUAAGGAUCCAUGUACUAUUGCUACCUUCGCCUAUGUUAUCGGUGAAUUGGAGAAGAGACGUAGAGAUGGUAAACCAUUAGCUUAUAUCCACAUGACUGAACCAUUAAUCAAUGAUAACUCUACUGGCCCUAUCACUGAACCUGUUGUUAAGAAGCAUGAGGAAGGUACUAAUGAAUUUGUUUUCUCCAUUUGGAAGGGUCCAGUCUUAAGAACCGGUGAAUUAGGUGAAAACCCAACUCUUGCCACCAAAUUAUUGGAAAAUGACAGAACUAUGAUCGGAUACGGUAGAUAUUACAUCUCUACACCAGAUAUCAUUGAUCGUUUAGAAAAUGGUUUACCAUUCAACACCUACAGAUACAAGUUGUUCUACGGUCAAACUGAAGAAGGGUACACUGACUAUCCAACUUACAAAGAAGCUAUCAAGCUUGGUUACAAAUAG